Messenger RNA from Lactuca virosa, 1463 nucleotides. The record is from the annotation of a GenBank genome assembly. Lineage: Eukaryota; Viridiplantae; Streptophyta; Magnoliopsida; Asterales; Asteraceae.
GGUCCAAAAAACAAAUAAUAACAACACAACUCUCGCUCGCACUAACGAAAAUGGACAGUUUAUGGCAGGAGCAGAAUUCUGGUGUUGGAUUUCAGUUGCCGGAGAGUCCACGGAAGCCGAUGGAGUUUUUAUCAAGAUCAUGGAGUGAUGCUCCGCUUCAAGUCUCCAAAACUCUGCAUUCUAUUUCUCCGCCGUCUCCGUUGAUUCCUAAGGCCGGAAUAACCGCUAGUAGAAACACCACAAAUUCGAACACUACGUCGGAGAACAACGGUAGUGUUUUCAGCGUCGAUGCAGCGGAGGAGUCAGUGGUUAUGACGACGGCGGCUUCGCUUUCAGGCAACACAUUUUCGUUUGCUUCCUCCGCCACUUCGCAACUCGUGCUUGAACGAAUCAUGUCACAGUCGGAUAUAUCGCCAUUAGCAUCAGGGAGGCUGUCACACAGUAGUGGACCACUGAAUCCAUCGCACAUGGAAGAAAUCGACAGUCCACAUAUAUCACCGUCCGAUGAGUAUGACGACGUCGUUAAGUUUUUGCGGGCCAACAACACCCUGCAACCCUUGUUUGCCAAUGGUAGAAGCGGAUAUGGGUGUAGCACCACCCCUGCCGGAAAAACAGUAGGAAGGUGGUUAAAGGAAAGGAGAGAGAAAAAGAAAGAAGAGACGCGGGCUCACAACGCACAGCUCCAUGCAGCUGUGUCGGUUGCUGGAGUGGCAGCAGCAGUAGCUACUAUUGCCGCUGCCACUGCAGCAGCAUCGUCUUUACAAAAAGACGAGCACAUAGCCAAGACCAAUAUGGCCGUGGCCUCCGCUGCAACUUUGGUUGCUGCACAGUGUGUCGAGGCUGCGGAGGCCAUGGGAGCUGAACGCGAGCACCUUGUUGCUGCUGUCAGCUCUGCAGUUAAUGUAAAAUCCCAUGGAGAUAUUUUAACUCUCACCGCUGCUGCUGCAACCGCUUUACGUGGUGCAGCAACGUUGAAGGCAAGGGCGUUAAAGGAAGUAUGGAAUAUUGCAGCAGUAAUACCAGUGGAGCGAGGGGGCCUUAAAGAAAGCAAAAGUCAAGGAAAGAAUAAUGGCUACUGUGAGCAACCUCCCCUUCCCCCUGAAGAGAAUUUUCUUGGGAUCUGUAACCAAGAACUCUUAGCCAGGGGGAGUGAGCUACUCAAACGCACUCGCAAUGGUGAUCUUCAUUGGAAAGUUGUGUCUGUUUACAUUCAUCGAACAGGUCAAGUGAUGCUAAAGAUGAAGAGCAAACAUGUCGGUUCUACCAUUACCAAAAAGAAGAAAAAUGUGGUGUUGGAGGUUGUCAAGAACAUGAUGGCAUGGCCAGGGAGGCAUUUGUUUGAUGGAGGAGAGGAGCGGCGGUAUUUUGGGCUGAGGACAGUUGGGCGUGGAUUGGUGGAGUUUGAAUGCAGGACGCAAAGAGAAUAUGAUAUGUGGACUCAAGAUGGUGAACGCCAUGAUUGA